Yamadazyma jaroonii is the source of this 1101-nucleotide messenger RNA. Lineage: Eukaryota; Fungi; Ascomycota; Pichiomycetes; Serinales; Debaryomycetaceae. The record is from the annotation of a GenBank genome assembly.
AUGGCACGUUUCAAACGGAGUCCGAGGAAGAUAGAAAGCAAUCAAGGUAUCACCAACACAAAUUCAACUCGACAAGUACGAAUAAACCCGAAGAGUAAAAUCAAGCCAAAGAGUCUUGUCCAAUUUUUGACCGGCUUUUACAAGUCACACCCAAUACAAUCAACUGGGGAGAGCGGUAAUAUAAGUAGCCCCACUGAAUAUUCAAGCAAAUCGCUUAAAUACAAAGACAAAGUCGAAUGUACCCAAAUCACUCAAAAGUAUAGUUCUCCCAAAUCGAUUCACAGAUCUCCCAAUAGUAAGCAUAAUGAAAUAGGCACUAGGUAUGAGGUGCUGCUCAAAGAUUCAAAAGAUAUGAACGGUCAGAAUAUAACAAAAGGUGUUACAGAAGAUAUAAAAAAGGUUGGCAGUUCUGUCACAAAUAAGCAGCUGCCCAAAUCGAGUCCAUCGAAGCCAAAAAUUGCUAGUAAAAUAAUAGACCUUCUGAACCCUAUAUCUAACGACCCCGAAGAAAUUCAAAAGGGAUUAAAACACGAUGACAAGGAAAUUUCUAAGAAAAUAGCAGACCAUGCUUUAGUGGAUGUGACCCAUCCUUUAGAUACAGAAAACUCUCAGGUACCACAUGAAAGUAACCGAAGCCCAAUUACGAGAUACGGUGGCCAUGAAGAAUUGCUUCCACUGUCGAAUCACAAAGAAACAACCCUCGCAAGUGUAAGAACUAUCUUACUUUUACCCAAUACUAGUUUGGGUGUUCCAGUAGAAAGAAAUUUGACAUUCCAUGAAGGAGUUUCAAGUUGGGUACCCACUCCACAUCAGAGAUCUAUAAACUUAUCACCCUGUCUGAAUACGAAACUACGUUCAAAAUCUUCACGUAAUCAAGCAAAUCUGCAAACUCAAGCUGCUGCAUGUUUGACUUGCCUGAGAAGAUCAAAAGAUUGUGAUGAAUCGAUACCCACUUGUGAGAACUGUUUGACUUCGAAUUUGUUCUGUCUCUGGCCAUCGCAGGUCCCUGACAUCGUGAGGAAAACGAAAUCCAAUCCAAAAUCCAUGGAGGAGGAAAAACAGGAAGUGAUGUACGAUGAAUCUUUGUCCGUAUCUGCUUAG